AUGUCGGCCGCUUCCAAUUUCUCCGCCAUCCCGUCUGAGGGCGAUAGCCCCGCCGAAAGCCCGCGGAGACGGACUUAUCGGAAGCCAGUUGCGUCGAUUUAUGUCCAUGCCGGGGCCGGAUACCACAGUCUGAUGAACGAAAGGAUCCACAUUCAAGCCUGUACCGAUGCCGCGCGGAUUGCCAUGAGUUUCCUCAAGGCUGGGGCGACUGCUCCCCAAGCCGUCGAAGCGGCCAUCAGGUGUCUUGAGGACAAAGAAAUUACAAACUCCGGCUACGGGAGCAACUUGAACAUCCACGGGGUUGUUGAAUGUGAUGCUACCAUCGUUGAUCAUCUCGGAAGAAGUGGUGCUUGCGGUGCUGUUGCAGGUGUCAAAAAUCCCAUCACACUGGCUAAAACGAUCCUCGAUACGAGUAGUCAGCCAUUGUCACUCCGUAGAGUGCCGCCCAACAUCCUCGUCGGCCCUGGAGCAACGGAAUUUGCAGAAGAGCACUCGCUCAAGACCGUUCGGAACGAGUUUCUAGUUUCGAGAAACGCGAAAGACCGCUACCUACGUUGGAGCGAGGACUUAAAGAAGGCCGAAACGAAAAGGAGGCUCAAAACAACCUUCUUCGACAACCACGCUGCGACCCGGAGAACACCAUCGCCUAGCGCUUAUGACAAGGCAGCGAGUCCCUCGAACAAUGCUCAGCUUCGAGACCAUACUAGUGCCAUUCUCACUGGCACUUGGAACGAGGGCCAACCUGACUCGCCAGGCCGCUCACCCAUUGACGACCAUGGAUUCUUUUCGACAGCUCCCACGACACCCACUCCAGUACAACGCUUUGCUCCGCCCAAGACGCCGGAGCGCUACUUGACCAAUGCCGCGAGCGAACCAUUGCAGUCUCAUAAAGGCUCCCCAUCGUUACCAGUAGAAUCGACCGCCAAGCCGCCAUAUCUCGCGCCCGUGUCCUCGUCCUCACUGUCGGGAAAUGAUGGUCUAAGGAGCUUCGAUAGUACUGAGACGCGUCCGGCCGAUGCUUUUGACUAUUCCGAAGCAUACGGAAUUGGCUCGCCGAGCGACACAACCACUUCAACCAACCCCACCAUGCUAAACCUGCCUCUUCCUAAUCAUCCCGAUGACAUGGUGACGGACACAGUCGGCGCCAUCGCCAUUGAUCUUUACGGCAACAUAUCGGCGGGCUCGUCCUCCGGCGGCAUUGGCAUGAAGCACCGCGGCCGCACCGGCCCCGCGGCACUAGUUGGCGUUGGCACCGCGGUUGUGCCUGAGGACCCCGAUGAUGACCUCGCCACUUCUGUCGCGGCUGUCACAAGUGGCACAGGUGAGCACAUGGCGACCUGUCUCGCCUCGGGCAAGUGCGCAGAACGCCUAUUUCAAGGCACGCGCCGCGGCCCGGGCGGGCGUGACAUUGCCGAGGAGGACGAACAUGCCAUCAUGGAGUCCUUUAUUACCGAUGACUUUAUGAACCACCCGGGUGUGCGCGACCAGCCGACGGACGGGGCGAUCGGUAUCAUGGCAGUCAAGAAGGACCGCACAGGGGCGUAUUUCUAUUUUGCGCACAACACGGAUUCGUUCGCCCUAGCAUCGAUGGCGUCAACGGAGAAGGAACCGCUCUGCGUCAUGUCGCGCCUUGGUAAGACCGGGCGUGUCGCGCUAGGUGGGCGGAAGGUGAGGUUGGAAUAG
This is a messenger RNA of Dichotomopilus funicola, 1683 nucleotides long. RefSeq names its product nucleophile aminohydrolase. The record is from RefSeq and is a predicted model, not a curated record. Gene Ontology annotation, molecular function: beta-aspartyl-peptidase activity; asparaginase activity; threonine-type endopeptidase activity. The transcript has 3 exons. The coding region runs from base 1 to 1683 and encodes 560 amino acids. Gene Ontology annotation, cellular component: cytoplasm. Lineage: Eukaryota; Fungi; Ascomycota; Sordariomycetes; Sordariales; Chaetomiaceae. Gene Ontology annotation, biological process: protein maturation.